Messenger RNA from Paramormyrops kingsleyae, 4046 nucleotides. RefSeq names its product proteasome 26S subunit, non-ATPase 10 (gene psmd10). Gene Ontology annotation, biological process: regulation of cell cycle; negative regulation of apoptotic process; positive regulation of protein ubiquitination. The record is from RefSeq and is a predicted model, not a curated record. NCBI's taxonomy places the organism in Eukaryota, Metazoa, Chordata, Actinopteri, Osteoglossiformes, Mormyridae. Gene Ontology annotation, cellular component: nucleus; BRCA1-A complex; BRCA1-BARD1 complex. Gene Ontology annotation, molecular function: ubiquitin protein ligase activity; cysteine-type endopeptidase inhibitor activity involved in apoptotic process; protein binding.
CAUAAUCACACUUGUCUUUUUACUCCUUGUGGAAUGGACAGUCAUGCACCACUUGUGUAGUGCUGGGUCACAGUGGCACUUAUGGCAGGUGGUACAGAGCCCAAGGCAGGGUGAACCCUGGAGAACUGUAUCUUGUCAUGUUUCUUCAGAAUGUGCACACAGACAUACACUUCAGAGAUGCCAAAGUAUGUGUUAUUUUAAGGCUAGGAAAUGUGCAAUACGUAAUACCCAUAUCGCAUGUUAUGCACAUGCAAUUCUCACAUCACAACAGUCGCGAUAGCUAGGUUGAGAUCAGGCUUUUUCCUACCUUCAUAUGGUCUGGACAUUAUAGUGGGGGGGGGUUUAAGUUUCACUAAAAUAAAAAAAUAGAAAAUAAAACUAGCAAGCUUUGCAGUUUUAAUGAUUGGUCCUUUUCAAGAGUAUCCCAGCUAACAUGGAAUGUUACAAGAACUUUAGCCAAUGUUACUUCUCAAAGAUGGCAGAAAAAUGUUCUUACUGUAACAUUAAUGGAACAUUGUUUAAAUGUUUUACAUUAUAACAAAGGUUCUGUCAAUGUUAGCACAAUAGCACACAAUAGAACAUCCUUUUAUCGUAAUUUUAAUGUUGAACAAUAUUAUUUCGUAACAACAAAAUAUUUUAUAAAAGUGCUUUUUUGACACAGAACAUGACAUCCAUCCUUGAACCCAUGGAGGUAUAAAGCAGUGUUACCCACUUCUGUCCCAUGCCCUUUAAUUGUUUCUGCAUUAUUAUUUUUAGUUGUAGUAGUUCUAGUAGUGGGUUAACAUUCUGGGAACAUUGGGAAAACUGGACACGUUGAGUGUUACGAUUAAGGCAUGGAAACAUUCAGUAAAUGUUCCUAGAAUGCAAAAUUGUAAGGUGGGAUCUAGUAUAUGUUAAAAAAAGCUCUGUGUGUGCUCCCUGAUCAUAAUCGUUUUCAUCCUUGCUGUUUUAAUCACAUAGAUGGGUUUUAUUGCAGUAUUUAUCGUGAAAAUCGCAAUGCAUUAUUAGAAGAUUUCCCAAUAUUGUGCAGCUCAUGAUGUUCACGAAACCCGCAAAGUUCCCCUCGCAUGAGAUGUGGAACUGUUCGGGAGAGGAUGUUGGUUAUUCAAAGAUGCACCACUGGAAGAGGAACUGGAGUCUGUGGGUUUUCAGUUUUGAUUGCAUUAAGACAUUUUUCCAAGGGAUGCUGUCGAAAUAAAUGAUGAAUGGGAAUGAUCUACAGUAAUCUUGGUGACCCUAUUGACUGCUAAAGAUUUGUGAAGUUUGGCUAGGGGUGGAAGGUUGUAGCCAGUCUCAGCCCACUUCAUAAUGCUCACCAAUUGGUUUUUGGAGCAGAGCAGAACCAGACAAUGAUGGAGGUAAUCACAUUUUCAAUGACUAGAUCUCUGUGAGAAUAGUUUGUAGAGCAUCAAACCUCAAGAUGCCUCAAACUAUUAUUAUUUUUUGGUGGCAACGGGUGGAGUUGUUUGUUUUGAUGGCCAACAGCAGCAUGUACGCAGUAAUUUACUUGACGUGUUGGAAAAACUCGUUCUGCCCCACAUACAAAACAGGGACAUGGGAUUGGGUGGGUAGGAAGUGAAAGCCCUAUGCAAGGAAACAGUCUCUGCUCUUUGGAACUGAAAGUCUAUGCUUGGAAUAGCUUUGUUAGGUGGGUACCAGCUGUGCCUACCCUGAGAAAUUAACAGAAUGCGAGCCUAUUGUUUGCGUCUGCUGAGCUAUUCUGGCAUCUCAUUGGGAGCACAGAUCGGCAGCUUUCUCCGCCCAUCACGUGGUGGAAGCACAGUGUAUUCAUUCUUCCCCCAAAAUGGCUGACCGAGGGUACGACAGUGACCUGGAAGCGGAUAACAGCACGGACUGGUCUGAGCUUGUCACCCGCCUGCAGUCCUUUAACCACUUUCCCAGCAUCCCCCAGGUGCCAGUGGAGCGGCUAGCCCGUGCUGGCUUCUACUUCACCGGCAAGGCCGACCGCGUCCGCUGCUUCAGCUGCCAGCAGAUGGUGGAGGGCUGGCACAGUGGGGACACGCCUGUGGCCCGCCACCAACAGGCGUCACCCGACUGCAAGUUCCUUAGCUGCGUCCACGGCUUGCGCCCGGCGUCUGGCGCCUGCCCCACCUCCCUCAUCAACGGCAGCUAUGAUGAGGAGUCUGAAGACAUGCUGUACCGCCUGCGCAGGGGUGAAGUGGUCGAUGAGUCGCAGUACCCCAUGGUCCGCGACAUGUGCAGCGAGGAUGCUCGGCUUCGAUCCUUUGUAGGCUGGCCCUCGUCGACCCCAGUCACAGCACGGGCGCUUGCCCAAGCGGGGUUUUACUACCGAGGCGAGAGGGACCGCGUGCAGUGUUUCUGCUGUGGGGGUAUGCUGGCAGACUGGGAUGAUGGGGACGAUGCCUGGACUGAGCACGAAAAGUAUUACAGCAACUGCUUCUUCAUCUUGGGCCACGAUGUGGGCAACGUGCCUUCCCAGCAUCCCCCGGAGAGGGCGCGACAGCAACAGAGGCUCUCCAAUGAAACCUUUGAAGGCCGCCUCCAGAGCUUCCAGGGUGUUCAGCACCCUCUGGACCCCAUCCUGCUCGCCAGGGCAGGCUUCUACAGCUCAGGCCCACUGGACCGGGUGAUAUGCUUCAAGUGCGGUGGGGGCCUAAAGAACUGGCUGCCAGACGAGGACCCCUGGGAGGAGCACGCCAAGCACUACCCAGGAUGCAGUUUCCUGUUAUCAGAAAAGGGCCAGGAGUUCGUGAACAGUGUGCAGCUGGGGGACACCAGGAGGAGUUCUCAGAAUACCAGUCCUGAAAAUGGAUUUUCCAAACUAGAAACAGGCCAGAACGUCAUGCAGUUUAAGAUUGCAAAGCAGGCUGUAGAGAUGGGCUUGGACCCCACAAAGGUGGAAAGCACCAUACUGGAAAAGAUACGCAGCACAGGCGAGGGAUACACUAAGGUGGAGCUCCUGGUGGAGGAUGUCCUGAAAGGUUCUGCUGAGGGUUCUGUGGAGGAGCCACAGGCAAACAGUGAUGAAGAUCCCCUGGAGAAGUUACGGAAGCUGCAAAGGGAGAAACAGUGCAAAGUGUGCAUGGACAAUGACAUUUCUGUUGUUUUCAUCCCCUGUGGACACCUGGUUACCUGCAGUAACUGUUCCAAGUCCUUAAGCAAGUGCCCCAUCUGCUGUGCUGUGAUUACUCAGAAAAUUAAGACAUAUAUAUCUUAGCCUCUUCAUCAAAGCUUCUGCAUCCAUCUUUAAAUUGGCCUUUCAAUGCAUCUUUGUUCAAUCUGUGUAAAUGAAGCUUUCUGGUUCAUGCAACUACAUACUUUACACGUGAAUGUAAAAUGAGUGGGGAAAAUGUAACAUGAUUUAAAUGCCACAAAGAAAAUGCAAAUCCCUAAGAUGUUAUAUAUCAUGCUGCUGCACCGUGCAGACCAACUGGGAUAUCUAUUUCAUUGUGCGUCUUUCCGGGGGUAAGAAAUGUAAUUCAUUUUAGUCACAAUCGCCUUUUUCCUUACUUGACAAGCUGAGAUCUUUGCAUCGUUUUGUUUGCUCAUAAAUGUCCCAGUAAUCUGCCCAGCUGCUGCUAAUGACUGUGUGAAUGUCACCGCCAUUUCUAAAGGGAGGUGCUGUAAAUAGAUUUUAAAAAAUUAGAUGACUGAGUUACAGUAGCAUGAGGUGAGUGAAAGCUCAGUAGAUCUGGGAACGAUUCUCUGGUUAUAUCAAAAUUAUUUUUGUGUAAUCUAUGCUUUUCAGUAUGAUUUUAACUGGUGUAAUUCUAAAAUAUAUACAUAAUUCCAUAUUAUGCCUCUAAUUUUUCAAAAUUUUCUCUGAUUUUUAUUAAAAUGAGCAAUGUUUUAUUCUAAAAUGCUUCCCAGGGAUCAAAGAGAAAAUCCAUAAAUAACCACAUAUAUAUUUAUAUCAUAUUAUUGUAUAUUUAACAUUUUUGCUGAUAGUGUACUUAAUCUGUAUAGUAAUUGCUUAUGUAGUAUAAAGUCUUGGGGGGGGAACAGAGUUCUGUGUUGCAGAGCAGGGACCUUUUUCCUAACUAUUAAAUAUGAAUAUAAAUGUA